CAAAGUAGUGUGACGGUAUGUUGACUAACUUUGAAACGAAAUCGGCUCGCGUGAAGGGCUUGUCGUUUCAUCCAAAACGCCCAUGGAUUUUGGCUAGUUUGCACAGCGGCGUUAUUCAGUUGUGGGACUAUCGCAUUAGUACACUGAUUGAAAAGUUUGAUGAACAUGAUGGCCCGGUACGUGGCAUUGCGUUCCACAACCAGCAACCCUUGUUCGUGUCGGGCGGGGACGAUUUUAAGAUUAAAGUUUGGAACUACAAACAGCGCCGGUGCAUCUUUACCCUGCUGGGUCACUUGGAUUAUGUUCGUACCACUGUGUUCCACCAUGAGUAUCCGUGGAUCUUGAGCGCUUCGGAUGAUCAAACCAUACGCAUCUGGAACUGGCAGUCGCGGUCGUGCAUUUGCGUCCUGACCGGGCACAACCAUUACGUCAUGUGCGCUCAGUUCCAUCCGAGCGAUGAAGAUAUCAUUGUCUCAGCAUCGUUAGAUCAAACCGUGCGUAUUUGGGACAUUUCUGGUUUGCGCAAGAAAAACGUUGCUCCCGGGCCCACCGGUUUGGAUGACCAUCUGAAGAAUCCGGGCGCUACGGAUCUUUUCGGUCAAGCGGAUGCCGUGGUAAAGCAUGUGUUGGAGGGUCACGACCGAGGCGUCAACUGGGCCAGUUUCCAUCCCUCGCUGCCUUUGAUCGUGUCUGGUGCGGAUGAUCGGCAAGUGAAGCUGUGGCGCAUGAACGAAUACAAGGCAUGGGAAGUGGACACGUGUCGUGGCCACUACUACAACGUGUCCUGUGUAUUGUUCCAUCCACGGGCGGACCUAAUCAUUUCAAACAGCGAAGAUCGCAGCAUACGCGUCUGGGACAUGACCAAGCGCCAGUGCAUUCACACAUUCCGGCGUGAAAAUGAGCGCUUCUGGAUACUGGCGGCACAUCCCAAUCUGAACCUGUUCGCAGCAGGUCACGAUUCGGGUACAAUUGUAUUCAAGUUGGAACGCGAACGUCCGGCGUAUGCUGUGUACGGUAACUGCCUGUACUACGUGAAAGAACGCUUCCUUCGCGAGCUUGAUUUCAACACAAACACCGAUUCGGUCGUCAUGACAAUAAGAGGUGGAGGAAAAACGCCCGUCUACAGUAUGUCGUACAAUCCCGCACUCAAUGCUGUGCUGCUUUGCACACGCACCUCCAACCUAGAGAACAGCACGUACGAUCUGUACAGCAUCCCGCAAAAAGACAGCGGCUCGCAGAACAAGGAAACAGACAGCAAACGCUCGUCCGGUGUAACGGCUGUCUGGGUUGCGCGGAAUCGAUUCGCCGUGCUGGAUCGCGCCAACCAGUUGGUGAUUAAGAAUUUCAAAAAUGAAGUCACGAAAAAGAUUCAGACCCCAGUUUGCGAUGAGAUAUUCUAUGCUGGAACUGGCAUGUUGCUGCUACGCGAACCCGAACACGUGACUCUGUUCGAUGUACAGCAGCUGCGCUCUCUCGCACAGGUAAAGAUUGCCAAGUGCAAAUAUGUCGUCUGGUCUACCGACAUGAGCCACGUGGCACUGCUGGCAAAACACACGCUCAAUAUCUGCAACCGACGAUUGGACUUGCUCUGCUCCAUUCACGAAAGUGCGAGAAUCAAGUCCGGAGCGUGGGACGAAUCGGGUGUAUUUAUUUACACAACCUCGAACCACAUCAAGUACGCGAUCAUUAAUGGUGACCAUGGUAUCAUACGGACGCUGGAUUUGCCGAUUUACAUCACUCGCGUAAAGAACAGUCAAGUAUUUUGUCUGGAUCGGGAAUGCCGCACACGGUUGCUCACGAUCGAUACGACCGAGUACAAGUUUAAGCUGGCGCUCAUCAACCGGAAGUAUGAAGAGGUGCUGCACAUGGUGCGUAAUGCUCGACUCGUGGGGCAAAGCAUUAUUGCAUACCUGCAACAGAAGGGGUAUCCCGAGGUGGCGUUGCACUUCGUGAAGGAUGAAAAGACGCGCUUCGGGCUCGCCCUCGAAUGUGGCAACAUUGAGGUAGCGCUGGAGGCAGCUAAAGCGAUGGACGACAAACAGUGCUGGGAGCGUUUGGCCCAGAGCGCACUAAUGCAGGGCAAUCACCAGGUGGUGGAGAUGUGCUAUCAGCGCACGAAGAACUUCGACAAACUCUCCUUCCUGUAUUUAAUAACGGGCAAUCUGGAGAAAUUGAAGAAAAUGAACAAGAUUGCCGAAAUACGCAAAGAUGUCUCGGCCCAGUAUCAGGGUGCAUUGCUGCUUGGUGACGUUGCGGAGCGAGUGUCUAUACUGAAGAAUUGUAAGCAAACCUCACUUGCUUACCUGACCGCGAAAACUCACGGCCUGGAGGAGGACGCUGCGCAGAUGGCCGAAGAAUUUGCGACGGAAGGUAAAGAUUUGCCGGAAGUCAGUAAGGAUGCUAAAUUCCUUCGGCCACCGGUUCCAAUUCAGCAGGCCGAAAGCAACUGGCCGCUGUUGACCGUUUCAAAGGGAUUUUUCGAAGGAACUAUGAUGUCGCGCGGCGCUACUACCGUUCAUCAGGCUCUAGCACCCACGGAGCUGGUAGCCGAGGCUGCUGAAGAGGAAGAUGGUUGGGGUGUAGACGAUGAUCUGCAUGAUGUGGACCGGUAUGAGGACGCGAAGGACGAAGACGGGGCUAAGCCCGGCGAAGGUGGGGAAGGAGCUGGCUGGGAUGUGGGUGACGAUGAUCUGGAGCUGCCGGAAGAAUUGAUAUCGAAAAUUUCAGCUUCGAAUGCUGGCGGCAAUAAGAACUUCUUUGCAGCCCCACCGAAAGGACACCUACCGUCACACUUUUGGACUAUGAACUCACAGCUAGCGGCGGAUCAUGUGCGGGCCGGUUCGUACGACUCCGCCUGUCGCUUAUUGAACGAUCAGGUUGGCGUUGUUAAUUUCGCUCCAUACAAAGAACUUUUUAUGGAAUCGUACGUAGCAUCGAAAACAUCCUACAGCAGCUUGCCUCACGUAACAUCGCUUUCGGCCCACCCGAACCGGAACUGGAAGGAAUUGAACCCCAAAAACUGUCACCCCACGCUUGCCUUCAAGUUGAACGAUCUGGUUCAACAUCUGCAAGCCUGUUACCAACUAACAACGACCGGCAAGUUCGUAGAAGCGAUCGAAAAGCUGCAAAACAUCAUACUCUGCAUACCGCUGCUAGUGGUGGAAACAAGGCAGGAAAUCGCGGAAGCACAACAGCUGCUCACCAUCUGCCGCGAGUAUGUGGUGGGCCUGCAGAUGGAGACUGUACGAAAAACGCUUCCGAAAAAUACACUCGACGAGCAAAAGCGAAUUUGCGAGCUGGCUGCGUAUUUUACGCACGUGAAUUUGCAACCGGUGCAUCAAAUUCUUACCCUACGUACGGCGCUGAAUCUGUUCUUCAAACUAAAGAACUACAAAACGGCCGCUUCGUUUGCGCGUCGUUUGCUGGAGCUUGGUCCACGGCCCGAAGUGGCACAACAGGCGCGGAAAAUAUUGCAAGCCUGUGAAAUGAAUGAAGCCGACGAGCAUAAUCUACACUACGACGAACACAAUCCGUUCACACUGUGUGCCGUCACGUACAAGCCGAUCUAUCGCGGAAAGCCAGAGGAAAAGUGUUCGUUAUGCUCUGCCUCAUAUCAGCCGGCGUACAAAGGCGUAACGUGUGCCGUUUGUAAGGUGGCCGAAGUGGGCAAGGAUGUAAUAGGCUUACGCAUUAGUGCGUUGCAGUUUAAGUAAUGAUAGUAUUUGUUCUCCUUACGGUGAUGUAUAAUUAAAGUAUCUAACGCAUUUUACAACAA
This is a messenger RNA of Anopheles maculipalpis, 3775 nucleotides long. RefSeq names its product coatomer subunit alpha (gene alphaCOP). Gene Ontology annotation, molecular function: structural molecule activity; protein binding. Gene Ontology annotation, cellular component: COPI vesicle coat. Bases 18 to 3713 code for a protein of 1231 amino acids. Gene Ontology annotation, biological process: endoplasmic reticulum to Golgi vesicle-mediated transport; intracellular protein transport; intra-Golgi vesicle-mediated transport. NCBI's taxonomy places the organism in Eukaryota, Metazoa, Arthropoda, Insecta, Diptera, Culicidae. The transcript has 2 exons. The record is from RefSeq and is a predicted model, not a curated record.